AUGACAACAAAACCUACCAUUCAAUUUAACGAUGUCACAACUCAGCCAGUGUUUUUUGUCGAUUCUCUCCCGUCUUCCAACCGUGUUUCCGUUGAAACUGAAGAAGAAGCAAAAGUACCACCACAACUCAAGAGAGACUCACCAACUAAUUACACUUCAGAAGAAGACGCAACUCAAAGUCUUCAGGCGUUGAAUGAUGUGACACCUGAAAAUGUUGACAAGUUGUUAUCCGAGUUUUCAAAACUCAUUUCAGUUGGGCUUGACCCAACACUUGAAAUUCCACCAUUCAGCGCCCUUGGUCUCAACAUACUUUAUUUGGCUGUCGAAGAUGUUGCCAAGUUUUUAAAAGAUAAUGAUGAUGAACUUUCAACACAUUACUAUCACCUCCUUAACAAGAUGGACAAGAGUUGUGUUAUAAUCAAAUACAUCGAUUUUGCUCUAUGUUCAAUUGAGGGGUUCUGUGGCGAUUCUGAUCCAGCAUAUCACACAACAAAGCGUGUUGCGUCAAUGGCUGCAACAUACAUCAUAGACUACAUCAAAGAACAAAAUUAUGUGAUUUCUUCAACAUCAACUGAUUUUAUUCAACUGAUACUUUUUGCAAUUCUUAAUUGCAAAAAAACACCAAAAAUGUGUACAAAGCUGCUCAAUCAAUUCCGAAAAUUGAGAGAUUUUAUAGAAGACUUCCCGCCUUUGGUUUUUGAAUCAGACAGCAGUCAAGAGGACUAUUUUUAUUGGUGA
This is a messenger RNA of Entamoeba invadens IP1, 738 nucleotides long. RefSeq lists its product as hypothetical. The record is from RefSeq and is a predicted model, not a curated record. Bases 1 to 738 code for a protein of 245 amino acids. The transcript has a single exon. NCBI's taxonomy places the organism in Eukaryota, Evosea, Mastigamoebida, Endamoebidae.